Molecule: messenger RNA, 1179 nt
Organism: Urocitellus parryii (Arctic ground squirrel)
Lineage: Eukaryota; Metazoa; Chordata; Mammalia; Rodentia; Sciuridae
Source: RefSeq, a predicted model, not a curated record
GUCCUUAAAAGGGUCUGCCGGUUUUCCCCCCUCAGUCUUAAAGGGUGAGCAGUGCUGUAUCCACUGAUAACCCAGCUGCCUAGGAACUGAGUAAAGCCGGCUCCAAACUUCUCAGCUGUUGACAGGCUCGACUUGCUGAGAACACUGGUUAAAUAUAGCACUCGCGAGCUCAGCUCCUCAACAAAGUCAUUGCUCUGACAGUGUUGUGAAGGGAGCAGAAGAGGAGAAACCUAAUCUCAGAACCCAACAACACCUAGCAACAGUUGAAAAAAACUUUUAAACAAAAGUCGGUGGGAGAUAUACAACUCCCAAUUUCUGCUGAUCAGGAUUUCAGGGAGAAGAAGCUGCUUUCCCCCUCUCUACUCAAUUUCCUGCAUGACUUCAGCUAUUGGCUAGACCCAGGAAAGAAAGUGGGAAAAGCUUUUUCCUCUGUAUUCUUUUGGGCUGGAUAGUUUUUCAGAAYUCGAGUCUGUCCUGGGCUGUGGGACAAGCCACUGGGUUCUUCAAAGGAUAAACUACCUCCAUAAAGGACAUAUCCUUGGUUAAACGAGCUGCUGGCAGGUCUCUGAUUACACUGGUACACCUUGUGCUGAUUCUGACCUCAUUACACUACAGUCACCCCAAACGCUUCCCAGUAGGCACCAAGUGGGAAUGAGAUCCCGAAACCAAGGUGGCGAAAGUUCAUCUAACGGGCAUAUCUCCUGCCCCAAGUCCUCCAUCAUCAGCAAUGCUGAUGAUAAGAGUCUCUCAGAAGAUGCAAAAAAGAAGAACAAAUCAAAGAGGAAGGAGGAUGAUGUCAUGGCUUCAGGAACUGUCAAACGACACCUAAAACCAUCUGGAGAAAGUGAACGAAAGCCUAAGAAAUCUCUGGAGUUAUCCAAAGAAGAUCUCAUCCAGCUACUCAGCAUAAUGGAAGGGGAGUUGCAGGCCAGAGAAGAUGUGAUCCAUAUGUUGAAGACUGAGAAAACCAAGCCUGAGGUUCUGGAGGCUCACUACGGAUCUGCAGAACCAGAGAAAGUGCUUCGGAUCCUGCACCGAGAUGCCAUCCUUGCUCAGGAGAAGUCCAUAGGAGAAGAUGUCUAUGAGAAACCCAUCUCAGAGUUGUUAAGAGAUGAUUAUGUGAUGGAGUACAGCCAACAAGUUGGAUACAAUUCCAUGAUUGAGAUGCACCUUUACUAG